UUAUUACCAUCCAUUAUUAGAAAAGAUGCUGAAUUUAGUUGCCAAGAAGAGAUUUACAAGCUUGUUCCCAACUGGAGUGAGGAGUUUUAGCUCCACCCAAAAUGAGGUCCAGUUGUUCGGCCAUAAGGUUGCCAGUCUUAAUGAGAACUCGGAUAAGCACAUCAUUUUCCUACACGCACUCCUGUGCCAAUCAAGGCACUGGAGAUCCUUCGCACUUAAUGAUGUGUUCAGCAGGAGAGCUCAUUGCCACCUAGUUGACCUCAGGAAUCAUGGAGAAUCUGACCAGAAUAGCGACAUGUCCUACUCAGCCAUGGCUGAGGAUGUUCUCAGGUAUGCUGAUAGAGCAGAAAUCGAUACUUUUGAUGUUCUUGGCCAUGCCAUGGGAGGCAAAUUGGGCAUGAUCAUGGCCAACUUGUACCCAAAUCGUGUCAAUAGCAUUAUAUCUCUCGAUGCUCUUCCUUUUGACCAUAAUAAGACCGAUAGUAACAUUCUGAAGAGCAACAUCAAGGUUCUAGACCAGCUUCUUUCCCUAGAUAUCGAAGGUAAAACUAGGAAAUCAGUGAUUGACAUGUUGAAUAAUGAAUUCUCUGACAAAGGAGUAGCUACUCUUGUGUCUAUGAAUAUUAUUUAUGAUGGAGAACAAAGUAACACAGUCAAAUGGUGCACAAAUAUCAAAGCUAUUAGAAAUAAUAUCGAGAAAAUAAUUGGAUAUGAAGAUCAUGGGCUAUCAGAUAAGCCAUUCUUGGGCAUCUACGGUGAUGCUAGCAAGAUGCUAAUCAACAAGAUAGCCACAAACCCAGACUCCAAAAUUACAAAGGAUCAUUUCGGUUAUUCUUCAAAAGAAAUGAUUGUUGAGAUAGAGAACGGUGGCCACUGGCUCCACUUAGAAAGACAGACUGAGGUCACGAAGCAUAUCGGAUUAUUCUACUCAGAGAUUGAUAACCAGGAGUAG
Moneuplotes crassus is the source of this 952-nucleotide messenger RNA. The record is from the annotation of a GenBank genome assembly. Lineage: Eukaryota; Ciliophora; Spirotrichea; Euplotida; Euplotidae.